AAUCGGACCAAUCAUUGGCCCACAUACAACAAGGGAGACUUCCACGGACGGCCGAACACGUCACCACCGCCCAAUGCCCACAACAAUAAAUAUUAACUCCCUACAAACCCAACACUAAAGGCACAAAAAACAGACUAUAAUUAAAAAACAAGAAAUUAACCCCUAAACAUCCCACAUUUCUUGCUAUUAUCUUAUCAUAUAUAACGGUGUUACGAUGGUGUCCCUCUCCCACCUCUACCCCUCCACCCACCACCACCACCACCAUGGGCGCCCAACUCGCCAAGCAAGUUGAGCGCCGAAAGUCCGUCGCCGCCGAGAAGUUGGCCCUCAUCGAGCUCUUCGAGGGCUCGGGUGAUCAAUUCCCCGGCUGCGACUACCGCCCCGCCGACCGCAAGACCUGGAUGUCGGCCCUUGGCCCUGCCAACCUACGCGUCCACCAGAUCGUCUGGCCCGGCACCCACGACUCCGCCACCGACAAGAUCGGCCUCCGCUUCAUCUCCCGCCCCUUCGCCCAGUGCCAGUCCUGCUCCGUCUACCGCCAGCUCGCCGGCGGUGCCCGCGUCCUCGACAUCCGCGUCCAGAAGGAUCACCGCGUCUGCCAUGGCAUCCUCCUCACCUACGGCGUCGACGUCGUGAUCCGCGACGUCAAGCGGUUCCUCUCCGAGACCGAGCACGAGAUCGUCGUCCUCGAGAUCCGGACCGAGUUCGGCCACGAGGACCCGCCGGACUUCGACAAGUACCUCGUCGAGCAGCUUGGCGAGCACCUGAUACCGCAGGACGCGGCCGUGUUCGAAAAGACCGUGGCCGAGCUGCUGCCCCGGCGGGUCAUUUGCGUGUGGAAGCCGCGGAAGUCGCCGGCGCCGAAGCCGGGGGACCCGCUGUGGAGCGGGGGAUUCCUGAAGGAUCACUGGAUCGAUACGGACCUGCCGAAGACCAAGUUCGAGAACAACCUGAAGCGCCUGGGCGAGCAGCAGCCGAAUGCGUCGAGGAAGUACUUCUACCGGGUGGAGAACACGGUGACGCCGCAACCGGACAACCCGGUGGUGUGCGUGAGACCGGUGACGGGGAGAAUCCAAGGCCACGCGAGGCUGUUCAUUGCGCAGGCCGUCGGGAGGGGGAUCGCCGAUCGGUUGCAGGUGUUCUCGACAGACUUCAUCAACGACGACUUCGUGGAUGCGUGCGUGGGGUUGACUCACGCAAGAAUAGAAGGGACGACAUAAAACCGAGUUCCUCUUUUUCUUUUUUUUUCUUUUUUUUCACCAUAAAAUGAGGUGUGUUUGAUGGUGUGGGGGAAUCUGUUUAUAAUAUAUUAUUAUAAUUAUAGAUAUUGUAAUCAAAUCGGUAUUGCUUUUUUA
This is a messenger RNA of Musa acuminata AAA Group (dessert banana), 1355 nucleotides long. RefSeq lists its product as uncharacterized. Gene Ontology annotation, biological process: lipid metabolic process. The transcript has a single exon. Bases 264 to 1220 code for a protein of 318 amino acids. Gene Ontology annotation, molecular function: phosphoric diester hydrolase activity. The record is from RefSeq and is a predicted model, not a curated record. Lineage: Eukaryota; Viridiplantae; Streptophyta; Magnoliopsida; Zingiberales; Musaceae.